AUGGCUACUGGACUUUGCGAGAACUGUCAUAAGGCGCCGAAAUUCGGUACUCACAAGUACUGCGGCAAAACAUGCGCCGCUCAGGCGGCCACUGCACACCAGCCUGCACGUCGCGCGAAACCAGGACCACCUCCCAAGGCCAAAGUUCCUCCACCAGCCCAAAAACCGGGACGGCUCUGCGACUAUUGCGGGCAAAAGCCAAAGUUCAGUAACUUUGAUUACUGCGGUAAAUCAUGCGCAUCGAAAGCCUCUACCGCUCUUCCUGCGCAACCUGCUGUACAUGGCCGAUCGGUUCCAAAGCAUGGCGCUCGCCUUCCGGCCACUGCUCAGCCUAUCAAAACUUCUAAACCAGCAACGCGCCACGCACUGGCAGCAACUGGGACCAAAGAUGAAUCCAGCGAGGAUGACGACGACGAAUACGCUGAUGCCGAUGAGGAAGCUGAAGACGAUCCGGGAACAGGCACAGAUUUAGAUGCAUAUCCAUCAGAUGAUGACGAAGAGCCUACUCCGGCUCCUUCGUCACGACCAGUCAAGACUGUGCAUGCUCCACUGAAACAAAGCCACCCAGCCCGUCAUGUGACUGGUACCUGUCUUGUCCCCAACUGUGGAAAACCGUCUUUCGUUGAUAGAGGUGGGGUAAAAACAGAUUACUGCUCCACACGUCACCGAGAAGAAGCAGUGACCCUCGGACUGGUUCCGGGAUGCAUCAUGUGCCAACGCUACCCACAGACUGGAAUAGAUUACUUCUGCUCUGCCGCUUGCAGAAAUCAGUCCAUGACGAAAGUCUAG
This is a messenger RNA of Suillus bovinus, 789 nucleotides long. RefSeq lists its product as uncharacterized. Lineage: Eukaryota; Fungi; Basidiomycota; Agaricomycetes; Boletales; Suillaceae. The coding region runs from base 1 to 789 and encodes 262 amino acids. The record is from RefSeq and is a predicted model, not a curated record. The transcript has 5 exons.